UAGCCGGGAUGGGCGGCCUGAGCGGCCUCGGCGAAGGAGCCAAGGGCAUCGUGCCGCUGCACGCGGCCCCGCGGAGGAAGAGGCGAGUGCUCUUCUCGCAGGCGCAGGUCUACGAGCUGGAGCGGCGCUUCAAGCAGCAGAAGUACCUGUCAGCGCCGGAGCGGGAGCACCUGGCCAGCCUCAUCCACCUCACGCCCACCCAGGUGAAGAUCUGGUUCCAGAACCACCGCUACAAGAUGAAGCGGGCCCGGGCCGAGAAAGGUAUGGAAGUGACUCCUCUCCCCUCCCCGCGGCGG
Molecule: messenger RNA, 296 nt
Organism: Meleagris gallopavo (turkey)
Lineage: Eukaryota; Metazoa; Chordata; Aves; Galliformes; Phasianidae
Source: RefSeq, a predicted model, not a curated record